AUACUGCCAAAUUAAGAACUAUAGAACAGCAAUUAAUAUUAAUUACCAGAUUGAAGUACUACUGCGUUGCUACUUGCAAUGGCCGAAUCGAAGAGAGGUGUGAUCAGAAUGGACGACGUUGGUGAAACAAGCCAAGGCCGCCACCAACUUGUCAUUUCCGUUGAGGAGGCACAGACGCAGAGCUGUUUAGUCCAACCCAGUGUCAGAGAGGAAAGGUUUAAAAUGUUUGAGGAGAUCAGUGAAGUCCGAACAAAAUCCAAAACACCAAAAAUACAGAAGGUAAUAUUCUUGCUCCGAGAUCACAAACAUUUCGUCAAGUACUAUGAGCCAAGAGUGGUAUCAUUGGGUCCUAUCCAUCAUGGAAAGGAAAAGUAUCAGAUUGCAGAGACGUUCAAGCUUACACUGGCAAAAGAAUUUGUUAAAAGAAGCGGCACGACUAUUAAAGAAUUAUGCAAUAAGAUUGAGAAGAUUAUUAAGGAGCUCAGGGAGUGCUUCGAGGAGGAGGUGACGAAGAAAUAUAAUGAUGUUGACCUCGCCUGGAUAUUGGUCGUCGACGGCUGCGCAAUCUUGCAAUACAUAUACCUUGCUGUUGAAGACAAGUUCGAAGAGUUCAAUAUAAAACAAGACAGUGUAGCCUUCUGUCAACAGGAUUUGUUCUUGCUGGAGAACCAAGUUCCCUAUCGUCUCCUCGAGGAGUUAAUGAACCUGAUCAGCCUGAGCCAGACGAAAGAAAAGUCAGAGAAAUCGAUUGAUGAUUUCAUUAAAACUAACCAGAAUAUGGUACUAAUGAAUCAGCAAUCGAGCAAAGAACAAGCUGGAAAAUCAGGAGAAGGUGAAAAGCCAACCCAUCUUCUCGACCUUCUGAGGACAAGUCUCUUGGGCCCGGCAAGAAAACCAAACAAAGGAAAGCAGCCCUCACGGACGCAGAAAAGGAACAAACCAGAUUGGCAAUCGUAUCGCAACAUGCAGGAGCUUAUAGCAGCAGGAAUCCAUGUGAAGCGAAGUGAAGCUAAUUCCUUGAGAGGCAUAUCUUUUAAUAGAAAAUUCAACUUCUUCCCGGGAUUCCUCUCGCUUCCUCCACUAAUAGUGGAUGACUCGACGGGGCCUAAGUUCUUGAACUUAAUAGCCUACGAAAUGUGUCUGGACUUCCAAAAUGACUUCGGCAUCACCUCGUACAUAUCCUUCCUCGAUUCACUCAUCGAUGAAGCCAACGACGUCAAGGAACUAAGGAAAGCACGCGUACUCUUCAACCUCCUCGGCAGCGACGAAGAAGUGGCUCGGCUCUUCAAUGAGAUUGGCACCGACUUAGUGCCUAACAUGGGCGAGUAUGAGGAUGUCAAGUGGCAGAUUCAGAAGUACUACGACAACGCUUGUAUGACAUGGAUAGGUGAAUUCUUUCACAAUCAUUUCAGCAGCCCCUGGACGGUGCUUGCUUUUCUUGGCGCAUUAUUCGCGCUUGCUCUGAGUGCCACUCAGACUUGGUACGCAGUGGACUCUCCCCCCGGCCCCUGCGAUAAGUUCUGCGAGAAAUUCGAUCAAAACUUACGAAAGGGAUGAUCGAAGGUACUCAUAAUAAUUAAUUUGUUCGUGGUUUUCUUUUGCAUCGACUAUGAUCAUCUUAUCUAAAGGAAUUGAAAUGGCUUCUUUGCCUCGAUAGGGCGGUUGUUUCCGAUUAAUAAACGAACCGUACUACGUAAGAGUUCUGCAUUAAUUGUCAUGAUUUCGCAUAAGGUCAUUCCUCC
Molecule: messenger RNA, 1742 nt
Organism: Juglans microcarpa x Juglans regia
Lineage: Eukaryota; Viridiplantae; Streptophyta; Magnoliopsida; Fagales; Juglandaceae
Product: UPF0481 protein At3g47200-like
Exons: 1
Coding region: 79-1557 (492 amino acids)
Source: RefSeq, a predicted model, not a curated record